Molecule: messenger RNA, 2076 nt
Organism: Culicoides brevitarsis
Lineage: Eukaryota; Metazoa; Arthropoda; Insecta; Diptera; Ceratopogonidae
Product: CLK4-associating serine/arginine rich protein
Exons: 11
Coding region: 135-2000 (621 amino acids)
Source: RefSeq, a predicted model, not a curated record
UCAAAACAAAAAAUAAAAAAAAAAAUCAAUUUUGAAUCUUCAUUAAAUUUCCAAAUACAGACUUAUGAAGUAGUUGAAUCUUUAAUAAUUUAGAAGUAAACGAGUGACAUAAAUAAAUAAUUUAAUGAAGUACAAUGUAUCACGAAGCUAAAAAAUUCGAAAAAAAGAUUACAAAGGAAAUUUUAGUGGACUAUAGGAAACGAGCUGAAAGAAGACAAAGCUUUUAUCAAAAAAUAAAAACAGACCCAACACAGUUUUUGCAAAUUCACGGAAGAAAAUGUAAAAUUCACAUCGAUGCUACUCCAGAAGUUGGAGAUAACAAAACUAUGAUGAAAUGGAAUGAAGUUGUUAUUGAUCGAUUUGACGCAAGAGCACAUUUAGACUAUAUUCCACAGGUCAAAACGGAAAAGAGUGAAGAUGAGGAGAUGUGUAUCGAAGAAAGACAAUUAAAUUAUGAAAGAUAUCGUAUUAUUACACUCAACGAUUUCUUAGGUUUUAAAGAGACGGAAUUUUUGGCCCAACUCGAUGAACUGUAUGACAUAAAUGCGAUGCAAAAUGAUGCCAGAGCAAAGAAAAAGAAACAAAAUAGUAAAACAGGUAUCAGUAUUGGUUACACUUACGAUACAGAGGACUAUGCAACACAAACUUUUACGCAAAGUAUUGCAUCAAUGGAAGGAAAGUCUAGCAAUUCGCGUUAUGAUGAGCUUGCAAAAGAUUCCUCAGAUUCUGAUAUGGACUUUGAUCUUCCCAUAGACAUAAACAAAAUAUCAACUUCGAAUGCAAAUGAAUUGAAUGCAACUGGAAGGCGUUAUGGAAUGCUGUCGAAUGAUUUUUUUUCUUUCAUAACAAACGAUUUUGACGAAUUGCAAGCUCUUAGGGAAUCUCAAAAAGAAGAUUGUGGUAAGAGUAAUCGAACGGGAAGGCGAGAAAGAAGAGAACGUCGAGAAAAAAAGAUGAGACCUAUAAACUCAAGUAUACCAAGUUAUGCAAAGACUGAAUCUGAUCAAAUGGACACAUUUAAACAAGAAGAAGAAUCUUCUGAUUCAAACACAGAUGUUCCGGAAAAAAUCACGUAUAUUACGUCAUUUGGAAAUGAUGAGCCUAAAAUGGAAAAGAAGCCGUUAUAUUCUGAUAAACUAAAAGAAAAUUUAGACAAGUUCAAACAAACGUCAAGAAGAAAAAAAUAUUCAAGACGUUAUUCAUCAUCAUCAUCUUCAUCGUCAUCAACAUCAUCAUCAUCUUCUAGCAGCUCUUCUAGUUCAGAUUAUCGAAGAAGAAAAACUAAGCGAACGAAAACUAAAGAACCUCAAAAUUCACAAAGAGAAAAUUGUAGUCCUCCGAAGAAUCAGACUUUGGAUAUCCCAAUUAAAAGAUAUUAUGGAAGAAACAAAAACAGUAGUGACAGUGACUUAAGCUACGAUUCAUCAAGCAAUCAAAGAGAUGAUAAAUCAAAUGAAAAUCACAAAGGCAAUGCUCAAUCUAGAGGUGGUAAAUCUACAAUGAAUGUCAAAGGAUCGUAUGAAUCAACUGGGGAAACUAAAAUAAAUCAAAAAGAGAGACUUAAACGAAAAAUGCAACAUCUUUUGAAUAAACAAUAUAAGGAGGAUAAGAAAUUAGAGACUCUAAAAAAGCUACAACAAAUUGAGGAACAAAAAGAACGCGAAGUUGAAAUGAAAGAAUUAGCGUUGAAAAUGCGAAAACGUCAAAGAGAAUUACGCCAUCAGUAUUCAUCUAGUGAUGAUGCACAUGUACGUAAAAGUCACAGUAGCGAUCGUUCACAAUCUAAACACAGACGAUCCCGUUCCUCAUCAAAGAGUUCUCAAAGUAGCCGAUCAAAUUACAGUAGGAGAUCUUCACAUUAUUCCAAUAAAUACGACAGACGAAGUCGUUAUCGACGUAGCUCAAAGGAUAGGCACAGCUCGGAUAGAUACAGAAGGGACAGAUCUCGUUACAGGUCAAGAAGCUCCGAUAGAUACUCAAAUAGCAGAAGUAGAAAAUGAUUUUUAAUGAAACCAAUUUUUUGUUUCCUCGAUUUUUUUACUUUCAAUAAAAUAUCUUUCUUAAAUACCUAGCAAA